Messenger RNA from Thlaspi arvense, 596 nucleotides. The record is from the annotation of a GenBank genome assembly. Lineage: Eukaryota; Viridiplantae; Streptophyta; Magnoliopsida; Brassicales; Brassicaceae.
UUAUGGUUAUAUCUCCGACGAACUCCGCAAUCAAAUUUCUCUGUAGCUAUGGCGGGAAGAUUUUACCUCGUUAUCCCGACGGGAAGCUCCGUUACAACGGCGGUCACACCCGCGUCCUCGCCGUUCCUCGAUCCGUCUCAUUUUCCGCCGCGCGUGUGGUGCGUGUAACAGAGCUAGCGUCGAAGAUGGCGGAGAUGUGCGGAUCCACCGUCACUAUCCGGUGUCAACUUCCUACGGAAGAUCUCGACGCGCUCGUUUCCGUUACCUCCGAUGAAGAUCUGGCGAAUCUAAUCGAAGAGUACGACCUAUUUUCCUCCUCAUCGCCGUCGCCGAUGAAGAUUAGAGUCUUCCUAAAUCCGCCGAAAUCCUCAAAAUUAACGGUCUCGCCCCCUCCGUUAGCGUUACCGUCAUCCACAACGUCAUCAUCUUCCACCACUUCCUCCACUUCAUCGAGUCCUAGAUCCCCGUCGUUGUCGAAACCACCGCUACCUCCGUCGCCGCCGAGACUAACGACGGCGAAGAAUCCGUGUUACGGUUGCUACGUCCACCGUAAUUCGAGAAAUAUCUACCUCGUCCACAACGGCAAUCACUGGCAA